Olea europaea var. sylvestris is the source of this 554-nucleotide messenger RNA. RefSeq names its product protein NEN4-like. The transcript has a single exon. Gene Ontology annotation, molecular function: 3'-5' exonuclease activity; nucleic acid binding. The record is from RefSeq and is a predicted model, not a curated record. The annotation marks the transcript as partial. NCBI's taxonomy places the organism in Eukaryota, Viridiplantae, Streptophyta, Magnoliopsida, Lamiales, Oleaceae.
UUUAUAAAUACCACCAUAUGGACAUACAUCCCAAUCGUACGAUAAUCUACAUUCACAAAAUAAGACAGAAUUAAACGAAAAUGGAAAGUUCAAGUUCGAGUUUGAAUAAUGGAAAGGUCACGGAGAUUGUGUUCUUUGAUUUAGAGACUACGGUGCCGAACAGAACUGGACAGAAAUUCAGCAUAUUGGAGUUCGGUGCCAUCAUAGUUUGUCCUCGGAAACUCGUGGAGCUCGAGAGCUAUUGCACGCUCAUUAGGCCUCGGGACUUAUCUGCUGUCGCGUUGAGGUCUGCCCGAUAUGAUGGAAUAACACGCAACACAGUUGCUAAUGCGCCGUCAUUUGAGGAAGUAUCGGACAAGAUUUUCAGCAUUUUGAAUGGUAGAAUUUGGGCAGGUCACAACAUACGAAGAUUUGAUUGUGUUCGUAUUAAGGAAGCCUUUGCUGAAAUUGGUAGGCCUGAACCAGUCCCUGUUGGGAUCAUUGAUUCAUUGGGAGUCUUGACUGCCAAAUUUGGUAAAAGAGCAGGAAAUAUGAAGGUUAGUGCAUCAAAACCU